Siniperca chuatsi (mandarin fish) is the source of this 1357-nucleotide messenger RNA. RefSeq names its product mitochondrial ribosome-associated GTPase 1 (gene mtg1). The record is from RefSeq and is a predicted model, not a curated record. Gene Ontology annotation, molecular function: GTPase activity; GTP binding. NCBI's taxonomy places the organism in Eukaryota, Metazoa, Chordata, Actinopteri, Centrarchiformes, Sinipercidae. The coding region runs from base 180 to 1139 and encodes 319 amino acids. Gene Ontology annotation, cellular component: mitochondrion. The transcript is spliced from 11 exons.
GAAAUCUCAACAGCGGAACAAAGUUAUUUAACUGCAGAUUUGAGUCGGUAUGUAAACAGUGUAGCACAUCAUCAACAUGUCCAGUGCAGCAAGAGGUUUUGUAGCUAGACGGUCAAACUAAGUACUUUAUUAACACAAAUGAAAGCCAGGCGUUAGUCAUAUUUAGAUGAACAGUAGCCAUGAAACUGUACCAGGCUCUCCGUAAUGGCGGCAAGUUCAGAACCGUUUUCGACUUCGGUGGACGGGAAGUGGCUCAUUGGUUCCCCGGACACAUGGCUAAAGGACUCAAGCAGAUGAGAGCCAGCCUCAAGAGUGUGGACUGCAUCAUAGAAAUCCAUGAUGCCAGAAUCCCCUUCUCUGGAAGAAACCCUGCGUUUCAGGAGACUCUAGAUGUCAGACCACAUCUGCUGAUCCUCAACAAGAUGGACCUCGCUGAUCUGUCCAACAAGCAGAGAAUCCGGAAGAAGCUAGAACAAGAUGGGGUGAGGAAUGUUCUCUUCACAGACUGUUUGAAGCAGAGAGACGACAACAUCAAAAAGUUGGUGCCAAUGGUGGUGGAAAUUAUUGAGAGCAAACCACGCUUUAACAGAGAUGAGAAUACAAAUUAUUGCCUGAUGGUGAUUGGAGUGCCCAAUGUGGGGAAGUCAUCUCUUAUUAACUCAUUACGAAGAACAAACUUGAAAAAAGGUCGUGCAUCUCGUGUAGGUGGGGAGCCAGGUAUAACUAAAGCGGUCCUGACUAAAAUUCAGGUGUGUGAGCGACCCAUAAUGCACCUGUUGGACACACCAGGAGUCUUGCCUCCUAAGAUUGAGAGUGUUGAAACAGGCAUGAAGCUGGCUUUGUGUGGAACUAUUCUGGACCAUUUAGUGGGUGAAGACAUUAUCGCUGACUACUUACUCUUUUCUCUGAACAGGCUAGGGAGGUUCAGUUAUGUGGAGAAAUACAACCUCCAUGAGCCUAGCGAUGACAUCCAGCAUGUUCUCAAACGCAUUGCUGUAAAACUUGGAAAGACUCAACGGGUCAAAGCCAUUACUGGAGUGGGGAACAUUACCAUCACUGUCCCAAACUACACAGCCGCAGCUUACGAUUUCAUUAGAGCCUUCAGGAAAGGAGAGCUGGGACGAGUAAUGCUGGACUGACCUGAGCCAUUUUAAUGAAGAUAACCAGAGACUGUUUGCCCUCAACCUGGAAGGAUUUAUAUUUAACCACAAAAGCGUCAUCAAGGGAAUAUAGUCCAUCUCUGUCCUCAUGCUUUUGACAUUUUGGGGACAUGAUGUUUGGUUUAUGGAUGAUGUAAAAAGUCACCAAAGCACUGUAUGUAUCCUUUGUAGAUAAAAGAAUUUAACUUCGGGUUUGA